Didymodactylos carnosus is the source of this 474-nucleotide messenger RNA. The record is from the annotation of a GenBank genome assembly. Lineage: Eukaryota; Metazoa; Rotifera; Eurotatoria; Philodinida; Philodinidae.
AUGAUCGUAGCAACUGAGACUAUAGCGGUUCUUUCAUUUUAUCGUGUUUAUGCACCGGGUUCGAAUUAUUCAUUCAUGUAUUCCGUGCCAGCACCAAAAACCUCUCCAUGUAGCCUGUAUAAAGUCAAUGAUACAUUCCUGUAUCUGGUGCAUUAUUAUGCUUCAACACCGAUUUAUAAAAUGAUUCUGUCAGGGAACAGCAGUAACUGGACAUUUGUCCCGCUGCCAAACACGGCCACACCUCAAUAUCCAGUGCAAAUGGCCAUUGACUUCUGUGGACGAAUCUGGUUCGCUAUCUAUGGCUUGGGCGUGAAUAUCUAUGAUCCGACGGGAUCGACACUUCUUGCUACAUGGCCAGUGUCGACUGGAGUCGGCGGGAUUCUAAUGCUGGAUAAUUAUGAAUUAUAUCUGGCUGACUACGACAAUAAUCAAUUGCUGCAUUUCACACCUAAUUUACAAUGUUCACUACCAUAA